Molecule: messenger RNA, 1410 nt
Organism: Fusarium pseudograminearum CS3096
Lineage: Eukaryota; Fungi; Ascomycota; Sordariomycetes; Hypocreales; Nectriaceae
Exons: 2
Coding region: 1-1410 (469 amino acids)
Biological process (GO): nucleotide-excision repair; DNA-templated transcription; regulation of transcription by RNA polymerase II
Cellular component (GO): transcription factor TFIIH holo complex; transcription factor TFIIH core complex
Molecular function (GO): zinc ion binding
Source: RefSeq, a predicted model, not a curated record
AUGGCUGACUCCGACGGCGAGUAUGUCGGCGACAUGUCGGACGACGACCUCAUGGACCAUCGCGUCUCCAACGACAAUCCCCAAGCACCGAAAGGCAAAUCCUCAAAAUCGAGAAAAGGCGACUCAGCUAGAGCUUGGGAAGUCUCGAAGCGGACUUGGGAGACGGGUCUACCAGAGGAGGAUCAAGACGGCGUCCUGAGUAUCAACGUACUCGAAGCCGAGAAGCGAAAGCGACUACUACGCGACACAACACCGCUACAGAGAGGAAUCAUUCGGCAUAUGGUGCUUGUGCUGGACAUGUCGUUUGCUAUGAUAGAAAAGGACCUUCUACCGACGAGAUACCGCCUUAUGCUGAGCUAUGCGGUUGCUUUUGUACGGGAGUUCUUUGAGCAGAACCCCAUUUCGCAGCUAGGUAUUAUUGGCAUGCGCGAUGGUGUUGCUGUCAGAGUCAGCGACGUGGGAGGAAACCCAGCGGAACAUUUAGAUAAGCUAAAGGGAUUGGAGAGUCAAGAUCCUCAAGGAAACCCAAGUUUGCAGAACGCUCUCGAGAUGUGUCGAGGAGCUCUAUUCCAUGCGCCCUCCCACGGUACGCGAGAAGUUUUUAUUAUCUACGGCGCCCUAUUAUCGAGCGACCCUGGCGAUAUCCACGAGACCAUCGGCAACCUCAUCACAGACCGAAUACGCGUUUCCAUUGUCGGAUUGUCCGCCCAUCUGGCCAUCUGCGCAGAUCUCUGCUCACGGACAAAUGCCGGCGAUGGGUCACAAUACAAUAUCGCAAUGGACGAGGUUCACUUCCGCGAACUCUUCCUCGCAGCCACAACGCCCCCAGUGACGCGCACGGUUGAGCAGAGCACAGCCAGCCUGCUCAUGAUGGGGUUCCCAUCCCGGACGCUUGUUCCAAACGGGACGACGAGUUACUGCGCCUGUCACAAUCGGCCUUGCCGCGAAGGUUAUCUCUGCACCCGUUGCGGCGCUCGCGUGUGCCGUAUCCCCUCUGAGUGCCCAUCGUGCGAUCUUACGCUUAUUCUGUCCACGCAUCUGGCCCGAUCAUACCACCAUUUGUUUCCGCUAAGGAACUGGAUCGAAGUACCUUGGGCCAAAGCCACCACCUCAGCAGGCUGUUUUUCAUGUCUUGCGCCCUUUCCUGAGCCACCGAAGAACAAAGGGCACGACAAGUCCAAGGAAGACAGUGGCGCGCCAAAGACAGCCAAAGGCGUCAGCGAGAGCGGCCGCUAUGCAUGUGAGGUUUGCGGACAACACUUUUGCAUCGACUGUGAUGUCUUUGCCCAUGAGAUCGUCCACAACUGUCCAGGUUGCCAAAGUUUAAUAUCAAAGACUGAUGGUGCUGCCAUAUCGGGUGAACAUAAAGGUACGGCUGCGCAUACCAACGGCGAUGUUGCCAUGACAUGA